GCUCUGCCCAGGGAUCCCAAGCAGAGCCGGCAGCGGGAGCCACAGUCGCAGCUCCGGAGCAGCGCCGGGAGCGCGGCCGGAGCGUCGUGGGCUCCCAAACACCAUGGCCGAGUUCCCGUCCAAAGUGAGCACAAGGACCAGCAGCCCCGCGCAGGGAGUGGGAGCGUCGGUGUCUGCGCUGCGCCCAGACCUAGGCUUCGUGCGAUCCGCCCUCGGGGUGCUCGCACUACUGCAGCUGGUGCUGGGGCUGCUGGUGUGGGCCCUGAUUGCCGACACUCCGUACCACCUGUACCCUGCCUAUGGCUGGGUCAUGUUUGUCGCUGUCUUCCUCUGGCUGAUGACAAUCGUCUUCUUCAUCAUCUACCUGUUUCAGCUGCACAUGAAAUUGUACAUGGUGCCCUGGCCGUUGGUGUUACUGAUCUUUUUUGUCGCUGCCACGGUUCUCUAUAUCACUGCCUUUAUCAGUUGCGCUGCGGCGGUAGAUCUGACAUCCCUGAAGGGCUCCCGGCCAUACAACCAGCGCUCAGCUGCCUCUUUUUUCGCUUGCCUGGUGAUGAUUGCCUACGGAGUGAGUGCCUUCUUCAGCUUCCAGGCCUGGCGAGGAGUGGGCAGCAAUGCAGCCACCAGUCAGAUGGCUGGGGGCUACUCUUAGGCCAGCCGUGUUGUGGCCUAAGCUACGGCUGGGUCUGAGCACAGGGUCACCCCCAAUCUCAUGGACUCAAGCUCUCCAGCACUCCUGAGGAAUUCCUGAAGCCGGCACAGAAGAGCUACCUAGAACCAGCAGUGGGGACCUCCUCCCCACCCCCUUUAUUCAGCGGAAGGUGACGGGGAUAUGGGCUCGCAUGGCUCUGCCUUGUCCAAGGACUUCAGGAUCCCAGGUUGGGCCACCCUCCUCACCAGCACUAAAUGCACUAACAGAGAGCUUCAGCCUCCUUCCUGCCACAGUAUAAACCUAACAAACGACAGAGAAGCUAAGCAAGCCCCCUCCCCUGUCCCAAGCCAAUGUGUCACCUGUAGAGAGACUUUUAUUGGAAGAGUUGGGAUUUUGGACUGAACUAUUUCAGUUGGUUUCAAGCAGUUUACAAAGGUGGCGAGCCUUGCCAUGUCGUCCCUCUUGUGUAACUCCCUCUUUGGGAAAGCUAGUGCAGGGUGCUUCCCCCAGGCUGCUGCUGAGACCAAGAGACUUGUGGGAGAAGGAAGCAGGGCCUUGCCUCGUGAGUUGUCAUGGAGUUGGUGGUGACUUUUGUUUGGAAUUAUUUUUUACAAUUUAAAUAAAAAUGGAGGUGUCUAUUUGGAAA
This is a messenger RNA of Mesocricetus auratus (golden hamster), 1298 nucleotides long. It is a transcript of the gene Pllp, whose product is annotated as plasmolipin. Gene Ontology annotation, cellular component: membrane. The record is from RefSeq and is a predicted model, not a curated record. Bases 104 to 652 code for a protein of 182 amino acids. Gene Ontology annotation, biological process: myelination. The transcript is spliced from 4 exons. Gene Ontology annotation, molecular function: structural constituent of myelin sheath. Lineage: Eukaryota; Metazoa; Chordata; Mammalia; Rodentia; Cricetidae.